Molecule: messenger RNA, 5807 nt
Organism: Centrocercus urophasianus (Greater sage-grouse)
Lineage: Eukaryota; Metazoa; Chordata; Aves; Galliformes; Phasianidae
Gene: RBBP6
Product: RB binding protein 6, ubiquitin ligase
Exons: 18
Coding region: 45-5375 (1776 amino acids)
Biological process (GO): ubiquitin-dependent protein catabolic process; protein ubiquitination; mRNA processing
Cellular component (GO): nucleus
Molecular function (GO): nucleic acid binding; ubiquitin protein ligase activity; zinc ion binding
Source: RefSeq, a predicted model, not a curated record
GCCGCCGCCGCCCGGCGUUCGGUGCGGCCCAGCCCGGCCCCGCCAUGUCGUGCGUCCAUUACAAGUUCUCCUCCAAGCUGAACUAUGACACCGUCACCUUCGACGGCCUCCACAUCUCCCUGUGCGACCUCAAGCGCCAGAUCAUGGCCCGGGAGAAGCUGAAGGCGGCGGACUGCGAUCUGCAGAUCACCAACGCCCAGACCAAAGAAGAAUACACAGAUGAUAAUGCUCUGAUUCCCAAGAAUUCAUCUGUAAUUGUUAGAAGAAUCCCUAUUGGUGGAGUAAAAGCUACAAGCAAAACAUAUGUUAUAAGUCGAACUGAACCAGUGAGUGGAACAUCAAAAGCAAUUGAUGACUCUUCUGCAUCUAUUUCUCUGGCCCAGCUUACGAAGACUGCCAAUCUGGCUGAAGCCAAUGCUUCCGAAGAAGAUAAAAUAAAAGCUAUGAUGUCACAGUCUGGCCAUGAAUAUGAUCCGAUCAAUUACAUGAAGAAACCGUUGGGUCCACCUCCACCAUCAUACACUUGCUUUCGUUGUGGAAAACCUGGUCACUAUAUAAAGAACUGCCCAACAAAUGGGGACAAAAAUUUUGAGUCAGUACCCAGGAUUAAAAAGAGCACUGGAAUUCCCAGGAGUUUCAUGAUGGAGGUGAAAGAUCCCAAUACAAAGGGUGCUAUGCUGACAAACACUGGAAAAUAUGCUAUACCAACUAUUGAUGCGGAAGCUUAUGCUAUAGGAAAGAAGGAAAAGCCUCCUUUCUUGCCAGAAGAGCCAUCCUCCUCCUCAGAAGAGGAUGAUCCUAUUCCAGAUGAGUUGUUAUGUCUGAUUUGUAAAGAUAUAAUGACAGAUGCAGUUGUUAUUCCCUGCUGUGGAAACAGUUACUGUGAUGAAUGUAUCAGAACGGCAUUAUUGGAAUCUGAGGAACAUACCUGCCCAACAUGUCAUCAAACAGAUGUGUCUCCAGAUGCUUUGAUCGCCAACAAGUUCUUACGCCAGGCUGUGAACAACUUCAAAAAUGAAACUGGCUACACAAAAAGGCUCCGUAAGAUUCAGCAGCAACAGCAGCAGCCACCACCGCCACCUCCGCCUCCACCACCGCUAAUGAGACAAACCAUAACACGCAACCUGCAGCCCCUAAUGAGGCCAGCAAUUUCCAGGCAGCAGGAUCCACUGAUGAUUCCAUUAGCUUCUCUGUCUUCUCACUCUGCUGCUGCCUUGGCCCCUGGUCAGUCUGUUGCAGCUGCACUACCAGUAAAUCCAUCUUCUGUCCUCGUCUCUGAUCUGCCUCCAGCAGUGUCUCUGUCUCUCCGCGGUGAAAAGCCAGAUGGACCUUUUCGUGAUCCAGAUAUUAUACCUCCUGCUGCUCUGGUGACAGCUGCUGAGCUUUCUAAAUCUUCCUCUUUGGCAAUCAGCAGUUUGUUGGAAGAGAAGGGCUAUCAGGUUCCUGUACUAAGGCAACCAGCAAUACCUAGUCUUCUGGGCCCACAAGGACAAUCAAUUCCCACAACUGGUCAUCCAAUGAGAAUUGGUGCAAUUCGCUCAGCUGGUGGCAGGCCAGGUUGGGAACUAAGUUCAAAUCGAGGACGCCCGCAUAGUGAACGUUCCCAAAGGACUCAGGCCCCAACACUACCAGCAUCAGCACCAGUCUUUGUGCCUGUGCCUCCACCUCCCUUGUAUCCUCCACCUCCCCAUGCACUUCCUCUUCCACCGGGGGUACCGCCACCACAGUUUCCUCCUCAGUUUCCACCUGGUCAGCCUCCAUCAGCUGGGUACCCUGUUCCCCCUCCAGGAUAUCCCCCAGCUCCUGCAAACAUGUCAUCAGCUUGGGUACCAACAGCAGUACCAACGGCUCAUUCAAAUACCAUCCCAACGACACAAGCACCUCCUUUAUCUAGGGAGGAGUUUUACAGAGAACAACGGAGACUUAAAGAGGAGGAAAAGAAAAAGUCCAAACUUGAUGAGUUUACAAAUGAUUUUGCUAAGGAAUUGAUGGAAUAUAAAAAGAUUCAAAAGGAGCGUAGGCGUUCGUUUUCCAGGUCCAAGUCUCCCUAUAGCGCUUCGUCCUACUCGAGAAGCUCCUACACCUACUCCAAGUCGCGGUCGGGCUCCUCGCGCUCCCGUUCCUACUCUCGGUCAUUCAGUCGUUCCCAUUCUCGUUCCUACUCACGUUCACCUCCAUACCCAAGAAGAGGCAAAGGGAAGAGUCGUAACUAUCGCUCUAGGUCAAGGUCACACGGUUAUCACCGUUCAAGGUCAAGGUCACCCCCGUACAGAAGAUACCAUUCACGGUCCAGGUCUCCAGUGUUUAGGGGCCAGUCUCCCACUAAGCGGACUAUACCUCAAGGGGAAGGAGAAAGGGAGUAUUUUAACAGAUACAGAGAAGUUCCACCAUACGAUAUGAAAGCUUACUAUGGCAGAUCUAUUGACUUUAGAGAUCCGUUUGAGAAGGAAAGAUACAGAGAAUGGGAACGGAACUACAGAGAAUGGUAUGAAAAGUUCUACAAGGACUAUGCUGUCGGAGCCCAACCUCGACCUCCAGUAAACAGAGAGAACUUUUCUCCAGAUAGAUUUGGUCCACCUGGAACCAGAAGAGAAAAUUCGCCAUACUCGCGGGGACGUAGGGAGGAUUAUGCUGGUGGGCAGAGCCAUAGAAAUCGUAACAUAGCCGGAAAUUUCCCUGAAAAGCUUUCAGGAAGAGAGGGCCAUGGUCUAAAAGAUCCUGCCAAAUCAAAAGAGAAGGAGGUGGAAAAUCCCCUGGGAGAUGGCAAAGGAAAUAAACAUAAAAAACACAGGAAGAGGAGAAAAGGGGAUGAGAACGAAGGAUUUCCCAAUGCUGAGUUGUUAGAAAGUACGAAAAAAACCAGGGAACCAGGCACAGCAGAGGACAUUAAGUCAGACUCGCUGUUCAUGCUCCCGAGUAGAGAUGAUGCCACCCCUGUGAGAGAUGAACCUAUGGAAGCAGAUUCCAUAGCUUUCAAACCAGUGUCUGAAAAAGAGAAAAAGGACAAGGAUAAGCCAAAAGCAAAAACUGAUAAGACAAAACGGAAAGCAGAAGUGGCUGCUCCCCCAAAGAAAGACAAUGUAACAAAACCAGCUAAAGCUUCCCAAGAGAAGGUGGACACCGAUCGUGAAAAAUCUCCUCGAAUGGAACCUCUUGUGAAAAAAGCAAAGGAGGAGCUGCCAAAGACAGACAGUGUUAAGGCAUCUUCCUCCCAAAAGGAUGAGAAGGCUCUCGGUACACCACGGAAAGUUCAUCCAAAAGUGGCAAAAGAUCACCCAGAAGCCAGGCCAGCCAAGGAAGAGAAGGCAAAGAAGGACCAUCCAAAAGAAUUAAAGUCAGAAAAGCCCUCCAGCAAAGAGGACAAGUCAAAAAAAGCAGUUGAAAAAAGCAAAUCUUCUGAUGCAAAAACUGAAAAAAGAAAAAGGAAAGCAGAUGAAAAGGCUGAUAAAGAACACGAGGCAGCUUCUGGAAAGGCCCCUAAACCAGAAACUGCUGAAUCAAAAACAUCGCCGAAAGGGAAGAGUGAACCUGAUGGUGAGAAAGGAGAGAGAACUCCAGAAAAAGAUAAAUCUGGUUUUCUUAUCACUCCUGCAAAAAAGAUUAAACUUAACCGAGAAACUGGCAAAAAGAUUGUGAGUGGAGAGAACGUGCCUCCUGUGAAAGAACCUGUUGAGAAAGUUGAGGCAAGCAGCAGCAAAGUUAAACAAGAAAAAGUGAAAGGAAAAGUGAGAAGAAAGGUAACAGCAGCUGAUGGAUCCAGUUCAACUCUUGUAGAUUAUACCAGCACCAGCUCUACUGGAGGAAGCCCUGUUAGAAAGCCUGAAGAAAAGACAGAUACAAAGCGGACUGUCAUUAAGACAAUGGAGGAAUAUAAUAAUGAUAUAACUGCUCCUGCUGAAGAUGUCAUUAUUAUGAUCCAGGUCCCUCAGUCAAAGUGGGAUAAAGAUGACUUUGAGUCUGAAGAGGAAGACGUUAAGUCUACCCAGCCAUCUUCAAACAUAGGAAAACCUGCUAGUGUUGUAAAAAAUGUGAGUGCUAAGCCACCAAAUCCCAUAAAACACAAUGAGAAAGAAAUGGAGUCUUUGGAGAAAAUACAGAAAGCUACAAAAGAGGUGAGUUAUGAAAGCUCUCAGCAUGAUGUAAAAGGUUCAAAAAGUUCAGUGUUGAAUGAAAAAGGGAAAACCAAAGAGCGGGAUCAUUCUCUGUCAGACAAGGACACUUCUGAAAAGAGGAAGAGCAGUGUUCAGCCAGAAAAAGACCACUCAGAACGUGCCACUGAACAAGGAAAUGGGAAAAAUAUUUCUCAAUCUUCCAAGGACAGCAGAUCUUCAGAGAAACACGAUGCUGGCCGUGGAUCCGCUGCUAAGGAUUUUACUCCUAAUCGAGACAAAAAGUCUGACCAUGAUGGCAGCAGGGAGCAUUCUAGUUCCAAGCGCAGAGAUGAGAAAAGUGAAUUAGCGAGGAGAAAAGACUCUCCUUCACGAAACAGAGAAUCUACAUCAGGACAGAAAAGUAAACCAAGGGAUGAACGAGCAGAGCCCUCCAAAAAGGGGGCCGGAGAUUCCAAAAGAAGCAGCUACAGCCCUUCACGUGACAGAAAGCAGUCAGAUCACAAAACUGCUCAUGAUUCCAAGCGUUCAUUAGAGGAACACAAACCUCUAGAUAAAAAUUCAGAAAAGGAGAGGGAAAAGGAGAAGGAGGACAAAGACAAAUACAUAGCUGAGAUAAAGAGCAAUAAAGAGAAAGAGCCAAGUUGCAAUAAGCCAUCUUCAGUACAAGAAUCACCAGAUGCAAAAGAUGAGAAAGAAAAUGGGACUGGACAAAAUGAUAAGACUGGUGUCAAGAGUAAGCCUCAGGUAAGCAACCCCUCACGGCUCUCUGCUGAUCCAACUCGAGAAACUGAUGAGGCUGCUUUUGUACCAGACUACAACGAAAGUGACAGUGAAAGUAACGUGUCUGCAAAAGAUGAGGAAACUGUAGGAAAAAAUUCUAAAGAACAGAAGGAAAAAGCUGUUGACAAGGUCAAACAGGAGACAGCAGCUCCUGCCAUGGUUAGCCAGCCUGAAGCAAGCAGAAGUCAAAGCCAGAGCAGCCCCAGUGUGAGCCGCAGCCGUAGUCAAAGCCCUGCUGAGAGUCAGACUCGAAGCCACAGCAGCAGUGCCAGCUCAGGAGAGAGUCAAGACAGCAAGAAGAAGAAGAAGAAGAAAGAGAAAAAGAAGCACAAGAAGCACAAAAAACACAAGAAGCAUAAGAAACACGCUGAAAAUGAGCCGGAAUUGGAGAAAAGCCAAAAACACAAACACAAGAAGAAAAAAUCAAAGAAGAGCAAAGAUAAAGAGAAAGAUGACCAAAAAGUUAAAUCUGUCACCAUGUAGAAUGACAGAUAGGAAAAAAUUGACUUAAUUCCUAAGUCAUCUGUAUUAAAUUUUGUUAAAAUGUAAACGAAUUCAAACGUUGUAAAUAAUGACAUGAAAAGACCCUGUGCUGCACUUAAAAUAUUGCUGCUUGAUUAUUUGAUUUUUACAUCAGAGCUUUAUAAAAGUGAACAUUUUGUACAGAAUUGUGAGUUGUGACCAUGUAACAUGAAAGGUUUUGCUGGGGCGUCUUAUUUUUCACCACCGUUAAUUAGUUUGGGUGGAGUUUACUGUACUGUGAAAAUUUUCACAUUUGACUUCUUUUUUUUUUUUAAUUGCCUGGCAGAAGAAGCUGGUAUCAGUUAUAAAAUAUCAGCAGAAUGAUUUGCAGAAUACAUUACAGCCCUGUUAUGUCACUUUUUGAUUACAAUAAAAAGUUUUCAGUAAACUUUA